This is a messenger RNA of Camarhynchus parvulus, 715 nucleotides long. RefSeq names its product gamma-aminobutyric acid receptor subunit gamma-3-like. Gene Ontology annotation, cellular component: neuron projection; GABA-A receptor complex; dendrite membrane. The transcript has 6 exons. Gene Ontology annotation, biological process: nervous system process; signal transduction; monoatomic ion transmembrane transport. Lineage: Eukaryota; Metazoa; Chordata; Aves; Passeriformes; Thraupidae. Gene Ontology annotation, molecular function: GABA-gated chloride ion channel activity; GABA-A receptor activity; transmitter-gated monoatomic ion channel activity involved in regulation of postsynaptic membrane potential. Bases 120 to 692 code for a protein of 190 amino acids. The record is from RefSeq and is a predicted model, not a curated record.
GUGAAGAAGAAAGAGUUAGCGCUUGGAGGAAAUGCCCGUGAGAAAACACCAAGGAAUAUCAAAUUGAUAUAUUUUUUGCCCAGACGUGGACAGACAGCCGUCUUCGUUUCAACAGCACCAUGAAGAUACUGACUCUGAACAGCAACAUGGUUGGCUUGAUCUGGAUCCCAGACACGAUAUUUCGUAACUCAAAGACAGCAGAGGCCCACUGGAUCACCACCCCCAACCAGCUCCUCCGCAUAUGGAAUGAUGGCAAGAUCUUGUACACCCUCAGGCUUACCAUCAAUGCUGAGUGCCAGCUGCAGCUGCACAACUUCCCCAUGGAUGAACACUCCUGUCCUCUGAUAUUCUCCAGCUAUGGCUAUCCUAAAGAGGAAAUGAUUUACAGAUGGAGGAAAAAUUCAGUGGAGGCUGCUGACCAGAAAUCGUGGAGACUCUAUCAGUUUGACUUUAUGGGUCUCAGAAAUACUUCAGAAAUUGUGAAAACUUCUGCAGGUGAUUAUGUAGUCAUGACUAUAUACUUCGACUUAAGUAGAAGAAUGGGAUACUUCACUAUACAAACAUACAUUCCCUGUAUAUUAACAGUUGUUCUUUCCUGGGUAUCCUUUUGGAUCAAAAAAGAUGCCACACCAGCAAGAACAGCAUUAGAAGGAAAAUGGCACUGGAGGACUCCCAAGGAAGCAGUGGUGUGAAGACAUACUUUCAGAAUUCAUGG